Myxocyprinus asiaticus (Chinese sucker) is the source of this 3574-nucleotide messenger RNA. RefSeq names its product transcription termination factor 2-like. Bases 52 to 3537 code for a protein of 1161 amino acids. The transcript has 23 exons. Gene Ontology annotation, molecular function: ATP binding; ATP-dependent chromatin remodeler activity; zinc ion binding. NCBI's taxonomy places the organism in Eukaryota, Metazoa, Chordata, Actinopteri, Cypriniformes, Catostomidae. The record is from RefSeq and is a predicted model, not a curated record.
CUGCGACAACGGCGGGUUCCUGCAUAGAGAAACUGAUGCCGAUAUGAGUGAAUGGAAAUAGUCAGCUGCUAUAAGAAAAUGGAAAGAGUCCUUUGUGAAACCCACGGCAGCACAUGCUUGUUGAAGACUGGUGUAAAGGAAGGGCCGAGUAAGGGCAAAAGUUUCUAUGUUUGCACUGCGCGUGAUUCUUCGCCCUGUAACUUUUCACUACCUGCAGAGAUUCCCCCAUCUCACUGCCUUCAGCAUGAGGACUCCAUGGUUGAACUUCAGGCUCUGAUUUACAGUGAAAAACAGGACAAACACAAGUUGUUUUAUCGCUGCAUGCUGGGAAAAACCGAGGGACAGAAGUGGUGUGGCUGUGUUCCACGGAGAGAGAUACAGUACAUGCACGAUAAAGAACCUGAGAGAAGGGCUGAUUUAUUAGAACAAAAUCUUCAACCCUCCUGCCUCGCAUCAGAAAGGAACCCUUUCAAAGUCAAACGAGACAAAACUUCAGAGUCCCGGAGGGGUCCAAACGGUGAAAUUGAUAGAGGAAAGAUCAAAGAGGAAAAUAAACCUGUAAAUGUUGAAGAUCAUGGCAAAGCUAAAAAUGAAGAAGGACAUGGCAAGACAGCAAAGAUUGAAAGGGAAAACAAGAAUGGGCCGGAGAGUCAAGGUGGCUUGGACAGAGAAGGAGAAUAUUCUGCAGUUUCAGAGUCUUGGAGGAAUAAGAAGCUUCCUGCUGGGAUGAAGAUAAAGAAAAGAGUGUCUGAUGAUGAGAGAAAAGGCAGCGAAAGCAAUGAGAGUACAGCAGAAGACAUGGCGUGCACUGAGAGCCCGAACAUCGUGAAGGAAAUUAGGAGUGAUCAAGGAUCAAGGAGUGAAUCAUGUAGCCUCAAAGACCAGCAGGUACAGAAGUCUAAAGUAACAGGUGGUUCUUCACAAAGCCCUUCAAAGAGCACAUCUGGGUGUGAUAAGAAAGCUGCAGCGGAGAAUGAGGCAAAAGACAACGUGUUCUCUGACAAGAAAAGCACUUCUAAUUCCAAAUCCGAUACAGAGCCUACAGCACUUAAUGUUCAGAACACACCAAACCAGAGUCAGGAGAAGGACCAGAAGGGGACUGUAAGCUCUCCAUUUGGUGAGUGGAGUGAUGAAGAUGAUGAUGUUCAGCUGGUAUCUGUACAGCCUGGCUCCCAGCAGAGUGCCCCAGUUCUAGGUGCACCAGUACAGAAAACGCUCACUGCUUACCCUGGUUUCCAGCCUGCUUCUAAAGUCAAGGGUCAGUCUGAGGACCCCAUGGCACUCCACAGCAGUCUUACAGCCCAACUCAAGCAGAAGAAGGCUACUCUUUCAGUGGUGAAUGUGUCUGCUUUGCCAGAUAAAGGGGAGCGUUUGAAGAGUCAAGUGAAGGAGCUGGAAGAGGCUCUGGAGUCUCUGAAUCUGACCACAGCUUCUCUGCCUGAGUCUCAGGAUAAAGGCAGUGAGGCAGAAAAGAAACCUGCACCCAUCCAGUCCAAUCCUUUCAUCCGACCUGGAAGCACCAUCCACUUGCCCACAGCUCCAACCUUCAUGCUGCAGGAAGCUUCUAGCAGCUCACUGGGCCUGAGCAAGGGCUACACACAAAUGUUUGGAGAGAAUCCUCAGAACCAGGGCUUCUAUGGUGGCAGGAUGACUGAGAACAGACUGCUGGCUGUCCGCAAUGCCACCACCGAGGCCAUUGACCAUCUGCACGACUCUCUGGAGUCCUGCCCUGCAGAAGACACAGAGGAACAGGAUCCCAAAGGAAUCAAGGUGGAACUGUUGCCUCACCAGAGGAGAGCUCUGACCUGGCUGCUGUGGAGAGAGACACAGAAACCCUGCGGGGGAAUUCUGGCUGAUGACAUGGGCCUGGGAAAGACCCUCACUAUGAUCUGUCUCAUUCUUACUCAGAAGAAGAAAGAUAAUAAACUGGAGGAGUGGAUCUCUAAAAAUGAUUCAACCUUAGUGGCUUCUCAGGGGACAUUGAUCAUCUGUCCUGCUUCUCUGGUGCAUCACUGGAAGAAAGAAAUUGAAAAGCGUGUGAAGAGUAGUUGCCUCAGUGUGUGCUUGUACCAUGGCCCCAACCGACAGAGGAGUGCAAGCAUACUUGCUGAGCAUGAUGUUGUGAUCACCACAUAUAGUCUGGUCUCUAAGGAGAUCCCUGUCCGGAAAGAGGAUGCAGAGAAACCCUCUCAAGACUCUGAUUAUGUGGCUUCAAACCUGCCUCCUCUCUUACGUGUUGCCUGGGCACGUGUGAUUCUCGAUGAGGCUCACAACAUUAAGAACCCUAAAGUCCAGACGUCCAUGGCGGUGUGUAAGUUGCGGGCCAGAUCACGCUGGGCUGUCACUGGAACCCCUAUUCAGAACAACCUGCUGGAUAUGUACUCACUGCUGAAGUUUCUGAGAUGCUCUCCAUUUGAUGAGUAUAAGCUGUGGAAGGCUCAGGUAGAUAACGGCUCAAAGAGAGGAGGAGAGAGACUGAACAUCCUCACUAGAGCACUGCUGCUACGCAGGACCAAAGACCAGCUGGACUCUACUGGCAAACCACUGGUCUCUUUGCCUGAUCGGACCUGUGAGGUUCACAGGUUGAAGCUGUCUGAAGAUGAGCAGUCUGUAUAUGAUGUUGUGUUUGCACAAUCCAGGUCCACACUUCAGAACUAUCUGAAGAGACACGAAGGAGGAAACGCUAAAAAAGGGGACAAUAGUAAUCCUUUUGAGAAAGUUGCACGGGAGUUUGGGAUGUCUCAGCAGGACUCGCUGUCUUCCUCUCAGCAGCCUCCGGCCUCCAGCACCAUCCACAUCCUCUCACUCCUGCUGCGGCUCAGACAGUGCUGCUGCCAUCUGUCUCUGCUCAAGAAGACUCUGGAUCAGUCAGAGCUGCAGGGUGAUGGUGUAGCUCUGUCUCUUGAAGAGCAGCUAUGUGCUCUGUCUUUGUCUGAACCUUCAGACUCUGACCUGAAAGACACUGUCUCUCUCAACGGCAGCCGCUUCAGCUCAGAAAUCUUCCAGGAGAGUCGUGAAAGCACUAAGAUUUCAGCCAUUCUGACAGAGUUGAGAGAAAUUCGAAAGAAAGAUCAGAAAAGUGUGAUUGUGUCUCAGUGGACCAGUAUGCUAAACAUUGUUGCUGGUCACCUGGAGAAAAUGGGUCUGAAGUUUGCUGUAAUUGAUGGCACAGUCAAUCCUAAACGCAGAAUGGACCUAGUGGAGGAGUUUAACACUAACCCUAAAGGACCACAGGUGAUGCUGGUGUCUCUGUGUGCUGGAGGUGUGGGAAUUAAUCUCAUUGGAGGGAAUCAUCUUUUCCUUAUCGACAUGCACUGGAACCCAGCACUUGAGGACCAGGCAUGUGAUCGGAUCUAUAGGGUGGGACAGCACCGGGAUGUUACAAUACACAGGUUUGUGUGUGAAGGUACAGUGGAGGACAAGAUCUCCUCUCUACAGGAGAAGAAGAAGGAGCUGGCCCAGAAAGUCUUGUCUGGUACUGGAUCCUCAUUCACUAAGCUGUCUCUGGCAGAUCUCAGGGUCAUCUUUGGUGUGUGAUGUGCAUUAUAUUUAAUAAAACAAAUAUUAGUCUGCA